This is a messenger RNA of Drosophila eugracilis, 2639 nucleotides long. It is a transcript of the gene Hrs, whose product is annotated as hepatocyte growth factor-regulated tyrosine kinase substrate. Gene Ontology annotation, molecular function: ubiquitin binding; phosphatidylinositol binding; metal ion binding. Lineage: Eukaryota; Metazoa; Arthropoda; Insecta; Diptera; Drosophilidae. The coding region runs from base 109 to 2343 and encodes 744 amino acids. The record is from RefSeq and is a predicted model, not a curated record. The transcript has 5 exons.
UUGAACAUUGCAGAAAAAUUUCUUUGCACUUGCAAAACAAUAAUAAUUAUUUUAGUCCAAUAAUAUUAGAAAAACAACGACAAGAAGCUGUGAGAAAGCACAUUAAUCAUGUUUCGAUCAAGUUUUGACAAAAACUUAGAAAAUGCCACGAGUCACUUGCGCCUGGAGCCUGACUGGCCCUCCAUCCUCCUCAUUUGCGAUGAGAUCAAUCAGAAGGAUGUCACUCCCAAAAAUGCCUUUGCUGCCAUCAAGAAGAAGAUGAACUCGCCCAAUCCGCACUCGUCCUGCUAUUCCCUCCUGGUCCUCGAGAGCAUCGUAAAGAACUGCGGAGCCCCCGUUCACGAGGAGGUCUUCACCAAGGAGAAUUGCGAGAUGUUCAGCAGCUUCCUGGAGUCCACACCGCAUGAGAACGUUCGCCAGAAGAUGCUGGAACUGGUGCAGACCUGGGCCAAUGCCUUCCGCUCCUCGGACAAAUACCAGGCCAUCAAGGACACAAUGACCAUCCUGAAGGCUAAGGGGCAUACUUUCCCGGAACUGCGAGAAGCGGACGCCAUGUUCACGGCAGACACGGCCCCCAACUGGGCGGAUGGCAGGGUGUGCCAUCGCUGUCGGGUGGAGUUCACCUUUACCAACCGAAAACAUCACUGCAGAAACUGCGGUCAGGUGUUCUGUGGCCAAUGCACGGCCAAGCAGUGUCCACUGCCGAAGUACGGAAUCGAAAAGGAAGUGCGUGUGUGCGAUGGAUGCUUCGCUGCUCUUCAACGUCCGACAAGCGGAGGUGGCGGUGGAAAGUCUGGAACACGACCGGCGGACAGCGAUCUGCCUGCGGAGUAUCUGAACAGCACAUUGGCCCAGCAAGUGCAGACACCAGCCCGCAAAACCGAGCAGGAACUCAAAGAGGAGGAGGAACUCCAGCUGGCCCUGGCCCUUAGUCAAUCGGAGGCGGAGCAGCAGAAGCCUAAGCAACAGUCCCAGCCAGCUGCCGCCUAUCGCAUGCAACAGAGAUCUCCCAGUCCAGAGGCACCACCCGAGCCGAAGGAGUACCACCACCAGCCAGAGGAGGCGACCAAUCCGGAGCUGGCCAAGUACUUGAACCGUAGCUACUGGGAGCAACGCAAGAUCAGCGAAUCCUCAUCGAUGGCAAGUCCAUCGGCACCAAGUCCCAUGCCACCGACGCCGCAGCCCCAGCAGAUAAUGACCCUGCAGGCCAAGAGCGCCGAUGAGGUGCAGAUCGAUGAAUUUGCCGCCAAUAUGCGCACCCAAGUGGAGAUUUUUGUGAACCGUAUGAAGUCCAACUCUAGUCGUGGCCGCAGCAUCUCCAACGAUUCCUCCGUGCAGACACUCUUCAUGACUCUGACUUCAUUGCACUCCCAGCAGUUGUCUUACAUCAAGGAGAUGGACGACAAACGCAUGUGGUACGAGCAGUUGCAGGACAAGCUUACCCAGAUCAAGGACUCAAGGGCUGCGUUGGAUCAACUGCGACAGGAGCACGUGGAAAAGCUGCGCAGGAUCGCCGAGGAACAGGAGCGCCAGCGACAGAUGCAGAUGGCCCAGAAGCUGGACAUUAUGCGCAAGAAGAAACAAGAGUAUCUGCAGUACCAACGUCAAUUGGCGCUGCAGCGCAUCCAGGAGCAGGAGCGCGAGAUGCAGUUACGCCAGGAGCAGCAAAAGGCGCAGUAUUUGAUGGGUCAGUCUGCCCCACCAUUCCCCUACAUGCCGCCAUCUGCAGUGCCCCAACAUGGCUCACCCUCGCAUCAACUUAACAACGUUUAUAAUCCAUACGUACCGGGUUAUCUGGCACAGGCUCCUGGUCCGGCUCCUAACGGACAUGGCCAAUUUCAGGCAAUUCCACCGGGCAUGUACAAUCCGUCAAUGCAACAGCCGAUGCCGCCGAAUCUUCAGCAGCCCGGGGGAUUAAUGCAGCAACCGGCUCCGCCUGGAAAUUCCCAGAUGAUGCCGCCCAUGCCCGAAAAUCAAUUUGGCAACAAUCCAGCCGUCUUACAACAACCCCAAGCUCAACAGGCACAACAGCAUCCGAUCGCGCAGGCUCCACAAAUGCCGUUUCAACAGCAGCCCCAGCCAAUCCAACAGCCUCAGCAAAUUCCUGGUCAACCGCCACAGCAACACUCCGUUCAGCAACCACAACCACAACUCGCUCACGUGAUGCUUCAGCAGCAUCCGGCUUUGCCAAAUCAGGCGCCACAGGCACCACCAGCCACCGAAAUUACCAAUAACCAAGUCCAAGCGGUGGCUGCAGCUCCUGCUCCUCCCCAAAACGAACCCGGACCCGCCCCAGUUAAAGCUGAAGAGCCAGCCACGGCGGAACUGAUUAGUUUCGAUUAAUCCACAAAGUGUUAUUCCAUUUGUAUUACCUUUAAGAGUUAGGCCAAACAGUUCUCGUGUGGUUGUUAUGCCAAAAAUAUAUGUUUUUUUUAGUUCAUUGCGGUUAUUAGUUACUAUUCGAAAAGUUUUCGUUACGAGAAAGAAACUUGCUAAAUUUUAAGUUUAGACAAAAUUUAUGGAGACAAAAGACAGUUAGAGAAUACUAUAUGAGAUCUGUUUUGGCCGAAAUCCGCUCUUUUAUCAAGUUUUAACCAACUAAUGUUAUUCCAAAAUAAAACAUAACUUUGUAUUUUGAA